AUGCGCCCCACUAAAUAAUAGGAUUAUUAAUUAAUAACUCCUCGAUCUCCAGAAAGGAUUCUCAAAAAAAGAUUAAUAAACAAUCAAUCUUAGUAUUUAAUGAAAUGGAAAGGAUCUGAAUAAACUACAUGGGAAUAUGAACAAAAUGUUAGACAUUCAAUUUUAGAAGAAUUCCUUUAGAAUUAACAAUCAUUUUAAGAGUAAAAAUAAAAAAAUCUUAAAAAUGCAGCAUAACAAUUACCUGUCAUGUAAUAAGUACAAUAAAGUCUCAAACAUCCUAGUUAUUCUGAAGAACUUCUCUUAAAUAAAUAAAAAGAAAUGGCCUCAAAAUUUUGUAGUUCUUACCCUCAAAAAUGUGAUGAAAUAGAUAGUGUUCAUUUAUUGUUAACAAAUGAAGAUUGUGUAUUUGAAGUUAAAUGGAAACCUAGAGCAGAUGGAGUAGUACCUAUUUCAGAUUUCUAUUAAUAUGAUUAAUUCAAAUUGGCAGCUCCAUUACUUUUUAUGAACUUUUUGGAAAAUUGUAUAGUAGGUCAUGAAAAUAAUACAGAUAUUAAAUUCUAUGCUCCUGGAAAAGAUAAUUUAGAAAGAGCAUAAUUGAUUAAAUCAAUACUACUUAGAAAUCCUAAAUAUAUUGAUUCUAACAAGCAUUCUAAUCAUACUCAUAUUGAAGAAUAAAAAUAAUAAGAUCAUCCUAAUCAAUAAUUAAAUAAAAAUACAAUUAUUAAUUUUACUUAAUCUGACAAUAAAAAAACUAUCUUAAAUUAACUUUCAGGAUUAACAGAUAAAAAUUAAUGUUUAUAAUUAGAUAAUGGAAAGAAAAAUCAUAAAACUUUAUAGGAAUCAUCAGAAAUUCAAUAAUAAUUAGAUUCUACUUCAUAAUAGGAACCUUAAUAAUAAUAGUCUAAUGAUGAUAGAGAACCUGGAGAAAUGGUGGAUCCUGAAGAAAAUCAAGUAAUUGAUGAAUAAAUAGAAUAGCGAUCAAUUUCUUUAGAACCUUAAAAAUGA
Messenger RNA from Paramecium pentaurelia, 1005 nucleotides. The record is from the annotation of a GenBank genome assembly. NCBI's taxonomy places the organism in Eukaryota, Ciliophora, Oligohymenophorea, Peniculida, Parameciidae.